Hydra vulgaris (swiftwater hydra) is the source of this 2485-nucleotide messenger RNA. RefSeq lists its product as uncharacterized. The record is from RefSeq and is a predicted model, not a curated record. Gene Ontology annotation, molecular function: nucleic acid binding; metal ion binding; hydrolase activity. NCBI's taxonomy places the organism in Eukaryota, Metazoa, Cnidaria, Hydrozoa, Anthoathecata, Hydridae.
UAUAUUAACAACAUUAUUAUUUUGUUAACUAAAUUGUAUUUUAUUAUAACGUUUUCUUGUUACAAUAUUCUAUCGAGACUUGUUACAACAGUGCCAUUAUCAAUACGAGAUCUAUAAAAGUAAAAUUUGUUUUACGACGAUAAAACAUGGUUCUUCAAAGAAAAAAGAUUUUGCUAUUAACAAUAUGUGCCAUUGGAUUGAUAUUGGUGAUCACACUUUCAACUGUUUUAUCAAGAAAGGGCUACAUUUCUAAAAAAAAGAAUGACCAAUCAGUUUUAUUAAUAUCACUUGAUGGAUUUCGAUUUGAUUAUCUUCAGAGAGGGGUUUCUCCCAAUCUUCUUAAGUUUGCAAAAAGUGGUGUGCAAGCUGAAUUUUUACAAUCUCAAUUUCCUACUAAAACAUUUCCAAAUCAUUAUACUAUUGUUACUGGUUUAUAUCCAGAAUCACAUGGUAUUGUGGAAAACACAUUUUAUGAUAAGGUAUUCAAUGAAACAUUUUUUCUUGGUUCAAAAUUUAAAGAGAAUCCAAAAUGGUGGAAUGGUGAGCCGAUAUGGGUUACUGCAAAGAAACAAGGUUAUAAGUCUGCUGCAUUUUUCUGGCCAGGAUCAGAUGUUGAAAGUGAAGAAAAAAGACCAAAUUACUGGAAGAUGUACAACCGUUCAGUACCAUUUUUGGAAAGAAUUGAUCAAGUGGUUUCUUGGUUAAAGCUCGAUGAUAAAUCAAGACCUUCUAUGACUUUAUUAUAUUUUGAAGAACCAGAUAGUGCAGGGCAUAGUUACGGACCUGAUUCAGAAGAGGUAAAUUCUGCGAUAAAGAAAACUGAUGAAUAUUUUGGGAUUCUUCUUGAAAAAUUAAAAUCAAAUAAAUUGACAGAAAAUUUAAAUAUAAUUGUAGUUUCUGAUCAUGGAAUGGCAACUGAAAAUACAAGCGCUAUAAUAUACAUUGAUAAAAUUCUAGGUGGGUUACAUGGUCUCUCUGUAGUAGGAAGGAAUGCUGGUUCUAUGGUUUAUAGUGAUAUUCUAAAAAACAUCUCAAUAACUUGUCACAAAAAUGUAGUGGUUAUGAAGAAAGAUGAUUAUUCAAUACCAGUAAGGAUGCAUUUCUCAAAUAACAGACGUAUUGGUGAUGUAAUUAUUACACCAAAAAUACCAUGGGUUUUGCAAGUCAGCAAUCUUUCUUCACCUUUAAUUGAUAAAGGAUACCACGGAUUGGAUAAUAUCAUCCCUGAAAUGCAGAAUAUAUUUUUGGCAUCAGGACCUGUAUUUAAAUCUGGUUUUGUUUCAACUCCUUUUGCAAAUAUUGAAAUUUACAACCUUCUUGCAAGUAUACUAAAGUUGAAACCAGCUCCUAAUAAUGGAACAUUUGGAAGUCUUAAUCACUUGCUACUUCAACCUUCUACAAUGGAAUAUUCUUCAUUGAAUAAAAUAACUUACCCAUUUAGACUUUUUCCUAAUGAUGUAAAUGCACGAAAAUUAUUGUGUAAAUCAUGCAUUUGCCCUUACUGUUCGAAAAAUAUUUUCAACAAUAUUACUUUAUUUGAAUCUAAUUUAAACUUGUCAAAAAAAGAAUUAAUCAGUUCCCAAACCAAACAUUUUCCAUAUUCCUUACCAUAUGGAGGGGGUGAUGACUCUGUAUGCGUUCUUACUCAGCGAUCAUAUAUAACAGGGUAUAGUACAAAACUACGUAUACCUUUGUGGGUUGGCUAUGAACUACUUGGAAAGAAUCUUUUGAUAAAUAUAAACCGAUCAAAUUGUUUCCGUCAAGAUAUUCGCUUGUUAUCAAAUGAGAGUUCGUUUUGUUCAUCAUAUUCCAAUUCAGGGUUUGAUCGCGGUCAUUUGGCUCCUAGUGGAGAUUUUAAUCAUAAUGUUGAUGAUGAACAAGAUACUAAUUUGCUAAGCAACAUUGCACCUCAGUAUCCUUAUUUUAAUCGGGGAAUUUGGCAAGUGCUAGAAGACUUGGUUCGCAAUUGGACCAUACAUUAUGGCAGUAUACAUGUUAUUACUGGAUCUAUAUUUGAUGUUGAUAACAAUGGUAUUAAAGAUGAUAUAAAUCAAGCAAAACAAUAUCUAAAAAAUCAAUUAAAUGGCACAGCUAUUCCUACGCAUUUUUAUAAAAUCCUGUAUAAAUGUUCAAGACCAAAAAAUAAUGGUUUGUGUGAUACUGAGUUAGACACGCUAUCAUUUAUUCUUCCACAUAACAAUUCAACUAUCUGCACAACUGAAUUAGAGUACAUAAAGUUUCAUGUUGCAUCAAUCAAAGAUAUUGAGUUGAUGACAGGCACCUUAUUUUUUGCUAACCUCCCCGCAGAUUAUAGAGCAAGAUUGGUAUCCAGACUUCAUACAAAACUUUGGUGAUGUGCGUGAAAAAUUUUGUUCUGCAUAUCAACAAUGAAAUAACCUUUAGCAUGACAAGUGUCAAACGUUUUUUAAAAUAUUUUUAUUGCGAAACUUGUAAAAAUGAUCUCUCGGAUUCUCCAAAGCAAUUA